Molecule: messenger RNA, 1101 nt
Organism: Merops nubicus (carmine bee-eater)
Lineage: Eukaryota; Metazoa; Chordata; Aves; Coraciiformes; Meropidae
Gene: CCN4
Product: WNT1 inducible signaling pathway protein 1
Exons: 4
Coding region: 24-1031 (335 amino acids)
Biological process (GO): cell adhesion; signal transduction
Cellular component (GO): extracellular matrix; extracellular region
Molecular function (GO): integrin binding; heparin binding
Source: RefSeq, a predicted model, not a curated record
CCAUUGCCCAAGCCUCCACCACCAUGCCGCCCACCCUCCCUGCCACGACAGAGACCUACACGCGGACUCAGUACUGCAAGUGGCCGUGCGAGUGCCCCACGUCCCCGCCUCGGUGCCCGCUGGGCGUCAGCCUGGUCACAGACGGCUGCGACUGCUGCAAGACGUGUGCCAAGCAGCGCGGAGAGACCUGCACUGAGGCCGACACCUGUGACUUCCACAGGGGCCUGUACUGUGACUACAGUGGAGACAGACCUAGGUACGAAAUAGGAGUAUGUGCACAGAUUGUUGGUGUGGGAUGUGUCCUCAAUGGAGUCAGGUAUAACAAUGGGGACACAUUUCAGCCCAAUUGCAAAUACAAUUGCACAUGCAUUAAUGGAGCUGUGGGCUGUAUUCCCAUGUGCACAAACUCACGUCCUCCCCUUGUCUGGUGCCCAAACCCAAAGCUGAUUAAGAUGGCAGGGAAGUGUUGUGAGCAGUGGAUUUGUGAUGACUCCAAAAAAAUCAGGAAGACGUCUCCACGCCACAUCUCCUCUGCAGCGUAUGAGGGAGAGGAUGAAGCCUGGCAGAAGAACUGCAUCGUUCACACCUCACCCUGGAGUCCCUGCUCAAAGACCUGUGGGCUGGGCAUCUCCACCAGGAUCUCCAACGACAACGACCAGUGCCGGCUCCUGAAGGAAAGCCGCCUGUGCUCCAUGCGGCCCUGCGAGGUGGACAUCACCAAGCACAUUAAGCCUGGGAAGAAGUGCUUGGCUGUCUACAGGGCCAAUGAACCAAUGAACUACACCAUCUCAGGAUGUGUGAGCAAAAGUUCAUAUCGACCCAAAUAUUGUGGUGUCUGCACAGACAACAGGUGCUGCACACCCUACAAGUCCAAGACUAUUGAAGUGAGGUUUCAGUGCCCAGAUGGAACUGAGUUUUCCUGGAAAAUCUUGUGGAUCAACGCUUGUUUUUGCAACCUGAACUGCAAGAACCCCAAUGACAUCUUUGCUGACUUGGCUCAUUACCACGAUUACUCUGAAAUUGCUAAUUAGAUUGGCUGAAUGCUGGAAUUGACCCAUUGCUCUGAUUUUACAGAGGUUUUUAAAAUAAAAGGAGAAUCUU